AUGCAUACCCGCGGGCACCACCGUUUGCACGAACUUGUACGUCGAAAAGCGACAGAGCUACCGACCAUUAUCCAUGAUGUGGCCACACCAAGCUUGAACAAACGUGCAACUACAACUAUAAUUGCUGCGACAGCGACUUGCACCGAAGGAGAUCCAAGCCCACGCUGUGAGCUUCCAGCCAAUGCUACUAAUCAAACAUUGCCAAUUUUAUUAGGUGCAAUGGUUCCCAUUUUUAUUGCCUGUUUAGUUUUGGUCUAUCUUCACCGCAGACAUACUCAGAAGCUGAGGAAAGAGGAUGCCAUGGACAAGACGAAAAGCAUGGACUUUGGCAUGGAAUUUGGGAGUGGUAGUGGUGGAAAUCGUUCCAAAAUUCCGCCCGCUCACCUUGCGGACGGCGAAAAGUCAGAUAGUCGUAGCCGCCGACAGGUUUCCCUUGAUCUCGACGUUGCAUCACCAUAUCUUCUUCCGGCAGGCCUCCAUUCACACGAUACUCUACAGACGAUGGGUGCAAGCAAUGAUGACAGAUAUGGGCGUCCCAUGACAGCUGGUAGGGAUUCGUCGAUCUACGCACAUUCCAUACGCCAAGACGACAGUCCUGAUGGUUCUCGGACAAGUAUGAAUGGGGGGCUGCUUAGCGGAGCUUCGCCAAUGCCAAUGUCCACGCCUCCUCACCCGCGGGGGCCUUCUACGCCCAAUACUUCCCGCAGUGUCCCACAGAUUACCGUCCCGUCUCCUGCUGCCGUGAAAUCCCCUGUUUCCGGGCUACCUUUAAACCCUCGUGCUGGACCCAGUAGUCGUGAAAGCGGGGAACAAAACACUUCAGCUAAAGAGAUCGAGGUGCAGCCACCGGCUCCUCAACAACCAACUAAGGCACUUCCUCCUGCGCUCACAAUUGGCUCCUCCAAACAACCCCCCCAAAUUGACAUUCAAUUCGAUUUAACGGAGUCUUCAAGACCACUUUCAAACGAUCAGAGUGAAUAUGGCGAAGGGCCUCAAUUUCGCCUAUCUAUGGCCUCAGAACGAAGUGAAAUGGAGGAUCCAAUUCCUCAAGCGGCUGGUCGAAAGAGCUUGGCCCCAGGAGCGUUUGAGGACCGCAGGCUUUCGAUUGGGUUCCGUCCCCUGCCUCCAGAAGGAACAGCCGAUGAGAACGCAGAGGAACGGGCAAUGCGAAUUAGGUCAUUUUACAAGGAAUAUUUCGAGGAUACGUCUCCUGCUCCCCCAUGCCUACGCAACCCAGACACAACAGACAAGAUGAACAUCAAGGGGAAUAUCACGAUGAUAGUGUUGCAGUCUAUGACCAAGAGACUGGUAGAUUUGUAA
Morchella importuna is the source of this 1320-nucleotide messenger RNA. RefSeq lists its product as uncharacterized. Bases 1 to 1320 code for a protein of 439 amino acids. The transcript has 2 exons. NCBI's taxonomy places the organism in Eukaryota, Fungi, Ascomycota, Pezizomycetes, Pezizales, Morchellaceae. The record is from RefSeq and is a predicted model, not a curated record.